UAUGUUUUAGUUACCAAAAAAAUUAAAAUAAAAAAAAAAUCAAGGGAGUAAUUUGUGAUUCCCAGGAAAUCUGAAAUAUUUGACUUCCAUAUAAAACAAUGUUGGUUUUGCCUCAAUUGGCGCCAUUAUUGCAACGUUCAGCAUUUACUAUUUGUCGUUUUUAUGCAAAGCCUACGCCGAAGGGAACCAAAAUAUCCUCCGCUUCUAAUGACACCAUGAAACAAGUACAUCAGGAAUCGUUGAAAUAUUUAAACCCUAACUGCAUGGUAAAGGUGAUAUCGGAUACAUUUGUUAAAGUCCGUUCGGCUGAUGUACACGAUUAUCCAAAUGGUGACGUCUUCAUUGCCCAAUUACGUGGAGGCCCUGCCAAAAAUUGUCCAGCAUCUAUGGACAUUAGAGUCAGUGAUGAUGAGAGUAGUGUUGAAGUAAUUGUCAAGAAAUUAACAGAAAACACUAUGGAUUUUCACUGCGAGCUAGCCGUUCCCAUAAAAGCCAGUUUGGAUAUAUGCUCGAAAAGUGGUGUUAAUGUAUCAAAAAUUUAUGGAGAUAUCUUAAAGUUGAGAGCUGAAAAGUACAUUGCUGUCGCUGAAGUCAAGUCCGAAAUAAUUGAUGUUGCAUCUGUUGAUGGAAACAUUGUAUGCCUUGGUUUGUUGUUGGGCAAAAAGACAAAGGUGGAAACGAAAAAUAAUGGUCACAUCAUUUUAGAUAAACUGCAAGGGGAUGAGAUUCUAUGUAAAACCGAUUCCGGCAACAUAUCAACUAGUUGUUGCUAUGUCGAAUCGUCGACAUUUGAAACCAACAACGGUCUUUUGGACCUGAAAAAUAUUCACAAAACAACAAAUGUACUCGUUCACCGCGAUGGAAAUCUGAAAAUGUCGGGUGUUCAUGGCAAUUUAAAGGUCGAUUUUAAUGGUAAUUCUAUGGAACUGCAAUUAUCAGAAUUGACCGGCGAUAACUGUAUUAAAGCUAACGAUGCUAAAUCUUCUAUCAUUAAUAUAUCGGAAGAAAUUGAAAAUACCACUUCAAUAACUGCAAACUUGGUGGAUUGCAACGAUUCUAGCAUUACGCUGGACUCCUCGCUACAGCAUUUAAGCUCCGGUCUGAAUGAGGAUAAGCAAUCAUUUACAUGGCCUAUCGACAAGGAGCAUGCACAUAAAUUACAGAUCUUUGGGAAAAACUCGUUGAUAUUGGGCAAAUCAUCCUGGUCGGAUAUGCUUCGUUUGCAUAUGACCAAAAGUGCGAAUAACAAUAAAAAUAAUAAUAAUUUUUAAUCUUAAGCUAGGCUUAGAUGGAUUUUAAAAUAUUAUUUUUAAAUAGCUUUACUACAACAUUAUAAUUGCGUUGGAAAAGUUUUUUGUUUUUGGUUGGUUAAAAAAUAAAAGAAAAAAAAUUAUUAUCUGA
This is a messenger RNA of Stomoxys calcitrans (stable fly), 1401 nucleotides long. RefSeq lists its product as uncharacterized. The record is from RefSeq and is a predicted model, not a curated record. The coding region runs from base 99 to 1271 and encodes 390 amino acids. Lineage: Eukaryota; Metazoa; Arthropoda; Insecta; Diptera; Muscidae. The transcript has 3 exons.